Messenger RNA from Siniperca chuatsi (mandarin fish), 9275 nucleotides. RefSeq names its product BRD4-interacting chromatin-remodeling complex-associated protein. NCBI's taxonomy places the organism in Eukaryota, Metazoa, Chordata, Actinopteri, Centrarchiformes, Sinipercidae. Gene Ontology annotation, cellular component: SWI/SNF complex. The transcript has 13 exons. The coding region runs from base 1132 to 4980 and encodes 1282 amino acids. The record is from RefSeq and is a predicted model, not a curated record. Gene Ontology annotation, biological process: positive regulation of DNA-templated transcription.
UUUUUUUUCCUCCUCUUGGUUGUUUUUUUGAAUUGCGGAAUUACUCUAAUGGCACAACGAUAAGAGAAUCGCUCGGGGCUGGCUGUGUGGAAAUUAUAUUUAACACAAGGCAUCUUUUGUUACCGCGAUAUGAUUUACAGCAGGCGUCAGCUGCCGUGGUCCCACUCAGGGAGAUUUUUUUUUUUUUUUUUUUAAAUAGACAUCAGAAAAAUACCAUACCUGCAUCGUUUGGGACAUUCAUUUCACAUGAACACACAUUCACCUUACGUAACCUAUAAAUGCAUCACUGAAGCCUGGUCCUGUUAUUGCAAGAGAAUAGCAUGCACUUGCCGCUGCAGGUUUAGAUGAGGGUCGUUUGCCUGGAUUUCAUUGGGCGAUGCGGAACCUUGAGGGUGUUAAUGCGGUUGUCGUGUUGUAAACAAAAAUAUGUCAGCAGGACCGGAGAGGGAGGUUUGUCUUGUUUUUUCAGGGACCUCCCGGGAAAUUGAGCGCCAGGCAUUGAGUAAUGUUGUAAUGGGUUUGCACUGUGCCGAGCUUCUCCACAUUGUUUUUUUUUCCAGCCAUGAGGAGAGGACAAGUCACAUCCAAGGCGCAGGGGGAGCCAUCUAUUUACAGCUGAGGCGUUCAGAUUUGCCUCUCUCGUAUCUGUGAUAGCCACAACAAUAGCUUCCAUUUUCCUCAUCAGCCUCAAGCAUGAUCAAUACAGUCCAAAAAAAAACAAUGUGAUGCUAUUAUUGGUAAGGAUUUGGUCCAGUGUCCCCAGAUGUCUGCAACAAAAUCACGCCAGCUCUGCGCACAGCUGAGGAGAAACUGAUGAAUCAUAUAUUGAUGUUAUGUCUCACCGCUGAGAUGAGAAUGUGUUUUGGCUGGAGGUAACCUCAAGUGACCUGACAGCAUGUGGUGGUGUGUUUGUGCCCCCCGCCCCCCUCUCACAUCCAGCCUCUCCACCGGCUUCCCGCACCGUGAGGACGCAGCGAUGCCCCAGCAGAGGGAGGACCCGUCUCCGUCUCGCCGCCUCGGCCUGGCACCCCUCCGCCUCCAGACACUGAAGCCCGGCCACGACUUCCCAUGAGGCCACCACCAGAACUCACCUCGACCGCUCUGUAUGGGGCCUCUCACAUAUGAAUUGACAUGGAGGAUGAAGAUGGGACUUGUCUACUUGAUGUUUUGUGUGACCCCCAAGCCCUGAACGACUUCCUUCACGGGACCAAUGAGCUGCAGACUGAAGACCUGCUCAUUAACUCCUCCUCUGGGGAGCCCUCCCUCUUCACAGAUGCCCCGAGCCCCGUCUCUCUGCUGGGAGAUGGCAGGGAUUCCCCAGACACACCUCCACCUGGGUGUGUGGACCUGUCCUUCCUGGAGGAGGCCCUGCUGUCAUCGCCGGAGGGUGGAGAAGACCCACAGGUGGGGCAGGCCAGGACAUCUGUCGAGGCUGGAUUUGAGGAAAAGAAGGGAGAAGCGGAGGAGGCAGAGGUGGCAUGUGAUAUCCUCCAGCAGAGCCUGCAGGAGGCUGAGAUCACAGAGCAGACCAUGGCUCUGGAGGCAGGUCUGGCCCAUUCUGGGGACAGCCUGUCCCUGUACUCACCUGCCCCUCUCCUGUCUCCACCCACCAUACCAUUCUUACCCAAGUCUGUGACCUUGCCCAUCACCCCAGGGUUGCCCAGAGACACCCAGGCAGCAGUGGAGCCUCCCCAGCCCUCUCUCCUGGCUGUCGGGCCAGGCUGUCCUUCUUUAAAACCUGCUGCGCCUCCUCAGCUUAUGGGCCUCCUGCCUGGAAAUGUGUUCCCUGCUGCUUCUCCAGAGACCUCCUUUUCUCUGAGUCCUGCCCAGGGAUCCAGUAUGAUCAUCCACAAGGCUGUUCCCAGUGUGACCAGUCGCCCUCUCAUCACCCCAACCCUGAGAGCAACAGCAACAGCAGCAGCAGCAGCAGCAGCAGCACCGGGCAUCCUCCUGCAGCGCGCACCCCUUCCCAUCCAACCCAAGCUCCCUAUCAGCAUUCAGCCCAGACUGGUUCAAAUUAGCCCCAAGCCUUCUGGGCAAAAACACACUCCAGGUCUUACAUUUGUCCCUGGGACUGCCUCACCAAAUAUUUUACUCUCCCAACCUCCAGGCCAAAAGCCUGCAGCUCCACUACCGCAGCCCACCCAGCAGCUCCACAAACAGGUCAGCCUGCAGCUAGUCAACCAGGGCGGCUCCUUUGUGCUCCAGCCUCAGGGACUCUUCCAAGGCCAAAGCCAGUUCCUUCUUCCAGGCCAGUCCCCUGUUACGAUCUCCCAGCCUGCCAGUGCAGCUCGACCGCUUCUGACGCCCAGUCACCAAGGCCCGUCGGUCCACAGCCUGACUCCCUCCACUGGGCAACUCGUAGACGGCUCUCAGAUCCUAACUGUGCCCCAAAGACAGCUGAACUUCAGCCCUGUCUUCACCACCCCUACAGGGCAGCUAGCGCUCCGUCAGGCCACUGUGCUUUCAGGACCUUUGCAGCUACAGUCAGCACCCCCUACUGUCUUCCAGAUGCCAGCACAGCUGGCUGGAACCUACACUCCAGGAGGACAGGGGCAGCGUGCCACCUUGGUCCACAGUCCUGCUCUUGGAAACCAUAUUACCUUGAUUAACAGUUCAGGGGUGCUUCCCCCAGAUCUCACUUCCAUCUCGAUCGUUAAUGGCCCCUCUGUAGUUCAGGGGCUGCCUUUUGCUGCCCAGGCCCCGGCUCCUCAGACAGGCGUGACAGAAGGUCAGCUGAGCCUCCAGCAGGCCUCUGUGGUGCUGCUGCCAGAAAGAACUAUUCAAGAAGAGAGGACCAGCUCAGAGGAGACCUUCCACCAACUACCACAGCCGUACGGACAUGUUCUCCAGCAUGUCUCGGUGCAAUCCACCUCUGCAGGGCUGCAGUCCUCCUCUCCUCCUGUAGUUACAGUCCUGCAGCCUCCUCCUGAACCACCUCUGGCCCCCGAUCCGGCUGUGGAGAUUCCUAAACUUUUGAUGCCCCCAGCAGACAUGACCCAAGUAGUGGAGGAGGUGACCCACUCGAUGAGUCAGAAUGAGGCCUUUAUGCAACAUCUGCAACAGCAAGCACUUAGUUCUCCUAUCACAUCAGAAUUGUUGGUCGGAGUGCUGCCAGUGGUGCCGUUGGAGUCACUCGCCUCCCCCGCCGCCAAUGAGAGAGAGACCCAACCACAGACCCAUGCAGUCUCUGGUCAGGACACCCACACUGUGAUGUCUGACCAGUGUGUCGAGGCUUCUCCGCUUCACUCAGACCCAGAGGACACGCCGCUGAUCUGCGCCUCCCCUCCCAUUCAGGACACCGAAAGACUAGCUCAGACGAGUUUCUCCCCUCCGACCGGGCCUCAGAUCACUCUGCCUGGAUCUGAGAGUUCAGUCCCCCAGAUCACAGCUCCCCAGCCUCGCGUCGAGCCCCAAGUCCAGUACCAGGUCGCUCAUCAGCUCCAGGUCUCGCAGGCCUUAUUUGCCCAGAAGCAGGUACAGAUCCAGUCAUCUGUUUCCCAGCCUCUGCCCCAGGUCCAGGCCUCAGCUCCCCAGCCUCAGUCCACAGUCAACACUUCAGUCCACAGCAGUCCCUCCCAUCUGCGAGUCAGCGUCUCGGUGCCUCAGCAGCAGCCUGAUCCCAUGGCUGCUAGUCUCUCCAAAGGAGGAGACGACUCCGCUGUCCAACAGCACACACAAAACAUGUAUCCCUUUUCAGAGCCAACAGCUGCCUUGGUCGUGGAGAGUAAAGCGUUUACUCUCGAUGCCCAUCCACCCUCUCCUGCAGCCCAGGGUGUCCAGGUUCACGGGCCCCCAGCUCCCAGAGAGUGUGCCCCCAUCCAGACGAGCCAGCAGACCGCCACCAAGCUGGCAGGUCCUCCAGAGCAGCAGAGAGAGGAGAGGCUCACACCAGCAAUGCGAAGGCACAGGGUCCAGCAGCAGAUUUGUUUGGACCACGCAGCGGUUCAGACCCCCUUCACCGGCACGGCCUUUUCCACACUGAAGGACGCUGUUAGACGCCUGCUGCCAUACCACACCUGUGCUGGUCACCUGCCCACUCAGGAUGACUUCGAUUUAGUGGACCAGGAGUUUGAUACUGUGUCCGGUUUCCUGCUGAAACGCACCAAGGACAUGGUCAACAAAUACAGGCAGCUACUGGUUAGAGAAGCCCAGCAGGAGAGUCCGUCAGCAGAGAUGGUGAUGCUGGAGCGCCUCUUCCUCCAGGCUGAGCGAUGCGCUUUAGUGGAGGACAGACGGAGAGUCCGCAGAGACCCAGAGUCAUUUAUGAUGGCCUUGGCUACAUCAGCAUCUUCCCCACAUGGCACCCGCUCCUCGGGUCCCCCCCACCUGUACUCGUCUGGCAGCCCCUCCUCUCCACCAGCCUGGACCAGACUGUCCGACCGGCCCCCAGGACUGAAGACGUACCGCUCCAGCUCCCGCGGGGCUCUCAGGCUCACCAUCAAACAGGAGUCCGGCUCACGUAAGGUGGUUCACAACUCUGCCUGCGACCCGGGACUCAAGAGGGACCACAUGGGGCAGCUGACGAACGGCGGCGGAGCUGUGAACGAACGCCACUCUGAGGCACCCAACGAAGCACCCCAGGGUCCUCAGCAUGACAAGGAGAUCUCCAACGGAGCUCUGCCUUGCAACACGGCAGAGGAUGUCCCCCAGACAGCACUCAAUUCCAAAAUAAAAGCCCCAAAUCCUCUUUCUAUGCCAGAGCCACAGGCUGGUUGCUUCGAGUUGCCUCCCAGAGAUGUCAGCGCCCCAAAACUGAAAUGCUACAGGUUGGAUGCCUCGCCUCGACCGGAGCAGCGGUUCAGCCCGCCGCCUCCCCCCCUCCAAGAGGACAACAUGCUCAGUGAACAUCUACAGAGUGCCAUUGACAGCAUCCUGGAACUUCAGCGCCUGCAGGGCCCCUCUGCAGCCCCGACUAGGGCCACGUCAGGCCCCUCACUGGACCAGGCUGUCACCAGCAUCCUGGAGGGACACCUGUGAGGUAAUCUGCCCAAGGUGGGAUAAGACAAAGGAAGGUGUACUUGACUUCUUAUCUGUUCCCAGAACUAAAAGAGAUUUAGUUUCUGGGUUUCAGAGAUUACUUUAAAGGAACUGAUUGUUUGAAAGAAGAGGGAGGAAAAAACUUAAGAGGCACUAUAAAGAGAUGCAUACCAGACAACAGCACUAUCUAUAGUCCGAUAGAUGUUAGAUACUUCAUUUUGAUGUACGUUUGUGGAAAAAAAAAUCUAUUUGAAUAGGAGCUAUAUUGUUUCAGUGGUAGUUAAGUCAUUCAGAGGUUUACGACACUGGUGUAACCUUCAUCAGCAUAUAGUAUAUAAGUAAUAGUGAGGAUAACGAAAAUGUGGAGUAGACUGAGAUUAUUCAAUAGUUUUUUAUAAGAUUUCUUUCAAAAAUGUGAAGUUUCUUUUGCAUAGUGCCAAGCUUCCAGGGUAUUUAUUUUGAUAAUCUGUGCCAAUUGUGUUUUCAGAUGAGUUGCAGUGAGUGUGUGACGAGCGUGUGUGUUUAUUUGGGUUAGUUUGUGUGGAACUAAAGAGUGUGUGUGAAAACAUUGCAUCCUGCGACGGGACGGUACAUAAAACUCACGCAGGCUCCAUCAUCUCGGCUUAUCGAAUGAAACUCCAAAGAAUUUGUGACUUGCUACAUCCUGAAUACACCAGCAAACGUCCAUGUCGUGUCUCUUCCCACAAACUGGAGUCUGUCCUUGUUAAAGCAGAAAGAACCCGAGGGGAACACAAGCAAAUUAGGCAGAGUUGUGCUUUUUUUUUUUUUUUUUUUUUUUUAAAGUUUGGACCCUUGUUGUCAUUUAUGCUGGAGUCUGACAUCUGGUGUGAAAUAUUUCUAGUUUUCAGAGACAAGAAUGGUUUCCUUAUGUAUUAACAUGCAAGCAAUAACGAGUUAGGGUUGUUAGGAGCAGUGGUGGUGCAGUGAGGAGGAGGAGGGAGGUCUUUGCCCGUCAUUGGAUGAAAAUCAAGGUGGUUUUUCUGGAAUGAGCGAUUUUGUUAGCGAAGCCUGUGUAGUUUAGAAAUUGUGUUUCAAACAUGUUUCAAGGGUUCGAGGGUCACUUAAUGGCAUAAAUGAUCAUGCAAAUGUCCAGUUUGAGAAAGAAAAACACCAAAACUGCAGUUGUUUUCCACGACACACUGUACAGAACUUGAGCCUCUCUGCAUCAUCAAACAGCCUUUGACCAAAAACUAGAGGAAUCAUCCACUUCACAUUUUCACACUUAGAGUUCUCUUUAAUUAUUAAAUUAUUGGUUUGAAGCCAGCUGUGCUAAGCCGAAGAUUUAUUUUCACGCAGCCAUUGUGGAGCAAUAUGAUUUUUGCAACAUCUUAUGUUAAUGUGACAAUCUUAUCGGUCUGUGUGAAAAUGUGAUUCUGUUCAUAUGAAAAUAUGCGAGACAGUUGAGGUCAUUUGUAUCGAUUGUACGACUCUCCCUCAUGAAACUUGUGCAAAAUAUUCUUUGUAGAUGGAUUUUACCUUGAAGGUCAAAAUGUCUUUAAUUUUUGUAAUAUAAAUUGAAAAUGUGCUUCAAAAUGUAGCUUUUGAAGAUACUGUUAGGGGUCAAGGUUUGACUUGCGAAUUGGAAAUGUUUAGAAUAUGCCUUAUUGUUAAUUCAGUGUACCUUUUAAGGAAAUGGAAUCUGCAAAGAAAAGAUAAUUAAUGUGAUGUUUUAAAUACUGUAACAUCUGGUGUAAAGUAACCUGUCCCUUAAAAAACAAAACUUCCAGAGAUUUGGGGCUAAAUCAAACAGGCCUUCUCAUUUCUUGAAUUGCAUUGUCAUUGUUUUAUGUAAAAUUGUCUUUUGUUGGAAUGAACAAAAGGAGUUAUAAUAUGCAGUAAUUUAGUGUUGACAUCCUCUGUAGUAGUAUGGAUGGACACACACUAGAGGAUUCAUAAUGGACUAGUUUGAUAUUUUGGGAAAUACACUUUGAUACCACUCAUGUCUGUAUACUAAAUACAAAGGUACAGCUUAGCUUAGCAUACAGACUGGAAACAGCUAGCCUGGCUCUGUUCAAAGGUAACAAAAUCCACCUACCAGCACCUCUAAAGCUCAAUAGUUAACAGUUAAAAACCGAAUUAUACAAUCCACAUGAUGCGGUGUUACGGGGGAAUUAUGUGCCGAACUAUUUCUAGUGGCCCGGGAGAAGUGACUUCCUUAAAGUGUCUAUAAUAUAUAUAUUUUUAAUGUAUCAAAUGAUUACCUGAUAAUGUGAAAGGGGUCGUUCGUAGAGAUGAACCUACAGAGAAUCACCACCUGAAUCUGCAGUACCCCUAGGCUUUUAUAGCGAGUUUUUAGCUCAUUGUUUCUGUCCGACUGCAGUUUUACUGUUUUGGUUCACUCUCACAGGGUCAUUUUCAUCGCAGCAGGUGAAAAACGCACUGUACACAACCUGCUCAGCACCAAACAGCAGACAGACACAGUUAGCAACUAGCUGGUGACCGGCGUUGCCAGAUGUACGAUAAUUUCGCCCUCUGAAUGAUCAAUAAUGCACGAUAAUCUGACCAUUUUGUGACGCUUACAAUUAGAUUAUUUUAGUCUAUGCUGUCUCAUUUAAAUUUGUUUAGACAUAAUUAUUCAGUUAAAUUUUAUUUAUAUAGCGCCAAUUCAUAACAGAAGUUAUCUCAUUGCGCUUUAUAGCAAUAUAUGGAUCCUACGUCUGUAUUUACGCAUCUCUUCUGACGUGUCCUCUCUCGGGCCAAUCGUGACGCAGUACGACUGUCGUUUUCCAGGCUCCUCCGCCCGACGCUGAAGAGAAUUUGCACGAGAGAAGAUAAUUAGCUAAACGUCUUGUAAUAUAAUUUUGUAAUAUGAGGCUAUUACAAAACUGUCAGACUGCUUAAAAAAAAAAACCAAAAAACUAGAUGUGGGUAGAUUUGUAGGCAUGUCAAAAAGCUUUAAAGUGUUUUGUAAAAUGAUACAUUUUUGUUCUCCUGGUUAUGACUCGCAUAUGAUAAUUUUAAGCCUGUGAUACGAUAAUUUAACAUUUCCUAUCUGGCAGCUGCUGGUGAACAUAGUGAAGCAUUUAGCAGCUAAAGAACCAGAUAUUUCCCCCAGGAGUUGAUAAGAGACCAAAACAGAGAAUACUAGACUCCAAAUGAAUGAUAAUGUUGCUCCGUAACUGCUGGAUGUGUAAUCAAAGCAACAAUUUGCUAAAAAGUUCGCCAAUAUUAACUUAAAAGGUGAUAAUAUGUUAAUGAGUUCACAACUUGCUUCCGCUGCCCCCAAGUGGCCAACAAGUUCAGUUACUGCAGUUUCUGAUGGUUGCCUGGCAACCACAUGGUGACGACUGGACUUCAAGAAGAAGUAGUCCGGCACAUAGUUUUUUUUGUACGGACUAAACAAAGUAGAUAUAACGUUAAGCUGUAGUGAGCUGGUAGGUGACUUGUGUUACCUUUAGAUAGAGGCAGGCUAGCUGUUUUAUGCUAAGCUAACCAGCUACUGGCAGUAACAUUAUCAAUCUUUGUCAUAACUAUCAGCAAGAAAGUGAAUCAGUGUAUUUCCCAAAUUAUUCCUUCAACAGAAUUUGUCUCAAAAUAAAGAUGAGCAUAUCUGAGUUUUAAAACAUUAAAUCUUCAGGUGUGUUUCCACCCUCAGAGGUUUCACUGUAAUGCAGUAAAGAUGUCAGAGUGUCUUUCACAACACAGGAUUGCACUCCUUGUUGCCGCUAAACUUGUUAAAAAGGGUAAUUCCACCAAAAUGUAUGUUUUUAUUUUUAAGGAAGUAUUACGUUUGUCCAUAUCUCUUUACUUCAAAGACGCUCAAGACGACAGAAAAAUUAAUUCUGAAGUCGUCUUUGGUGGGAUCCCUUUGAAUGAAGCAGCCUCAUGUGCCAUUGUUAUUGUUGCAUUAUGUCUGCAGUGUCAAACACUGACCAUUAGAAAUGUGCUUAGUUUUCUCAGCAUUUUAAGACAAAGGGAUUACAUUUGCAUGUUGAGCCAUUUUGGUAUUUAUUUGUAAAUGUGUUUAUUUUUUUCCUGACUUAACUGUGAAACCAGGGGAGCGCAUAACUCUACACUAAUUCAACUUCAGAUACAAAACAUUUGACUGACAGAUUGUUCUGAUGCCAAAAUCAAGAGGCCUUAAUUCAGCAAAACUAGAUUGUAAAAAAAGUCAUUCCUGACAAAAAAAAAAAAAUCCAACUGAAGACUCCUUUGACCUGAAAGUCACGAGUGAUUCAUAUAUGAAAUGUUAAGAAAAACCGCUUUUGUACUCAUUUUUACAGACUAUUUAUUAAACUGUGAUUUUGUAAGAAAUAAAAAUAAAAAAAAGUGAA